Suillus clintonianus is the source of this 528-nucleotide messenger RNA. RefSeq lists its product as uncharacterized. Lineage: Eukaryota; Fungi; Basidiomycota; Agaricomycetes; Boletales; Suillaceae. The transcript has 2 exons. The coding region runs from base 1 to 528 and encodes 175 amino acids. The record is from RefSeq and is a predicted model, not a curated record.
AUGAGCGAGGGGAACAGUGAAGAAGGAAGUGAUGCGCUGAAGACAGAAUGGCUGUGUACGCGAGGAGAUGCGGAGAUGCAAGAAUGCGCGGAGAUGCAAGGCAGCAAGACCCAACACCUUCUGCUACUCAGCAGAUUUGUUGUCCCCACAACGGUUUCCCCUGAUGCGCGCACCCUGCAAGACGUAGGGAUCACAGUCUCCCCUGACGCGCCCAACCAGGAGGACACCGGCAUCACAGUCUCCCCAAUCCCACAACACACUGGGAUCACAGUCUCCCCAACCGCGCAGGACACCAGCAUCACAGUUUCCCCAACUCCCUCUGACCACACCAACAUUUAUGAUGGAAUCCUAACUGUUCCCAACUCACCCUCGAUUGUAGCGGCUUACACCAGGACCAUGGAUGAUACCGUAUUGCACUUCAUGGCAGAGACUCAUUCUACCAAGGGUAACCAUGUCUACCCAUCGCAGUCUACCCAUGCUGACAAUGUCUUUGACUUGCCAGCGGUACAAAAUCACCCCUGGUUGUAG